Molecule: messenger RNA, 3138 nt
Organism: Periophthalmus magnuspinnatus
Lineage: Eukaryota; Metazoa; Chordata; Actinopteri; Gobiiformes; Gobiidae
Product: tumor protein p53-inducible protein 11-like
Exons: 9
Coding region: 313-912 (199 amino acids)
Source: RefSeq, a predicted model, not a curated record
AGGCGCGUUCUCGGUGCUGCAGCCGCGGGUUGUGUGAAAGCUCGUAGCGCGGUGAUGUGCUCCCAGUCUGUCCACACUGCUGCUCUCUGACGGAAAAAACACAAAAAACACCAAACUCUGGACUACAUCUCUCCUUUAACUUUUCGGAUUGGGCAAUAAAGGAUUAUAGUUGGUUGCAAGCUUGGAGAAUACGCUGUGUCUCUCUCAUCUUCUGAACUCUCCCUCAGGUUAGCCGACCUCCGGGUAACCUUUCAGCAGAGGGACUCGGUUCAUAAAAAGAAGAAAAAUCCCAAGCUGAACACCCUGACAGAGAUGGAGGCAUUAACUCCCAGCGUGUGCACAAUGGCAUCCAAACCUCACCCUCCUCUGAUGAAGAAGCACAGUCAGACAGACCUGAUCAGCCGCCUCAAAAGUCGAAAGGUCCUGGGAGUUGGAGGAGAGGAUGACGAUGGAGAAGUGCACCGGUCAAAGAUCAGUCAGAUGCUUGGAAACGAAACCAAGUUUGCAGUACGGGAGCCUGUUGGACUAAGGGUGUGGAUCCUUAUCUCCGCUGUGGGCUUUACGGUUAUGGCCCUGAUGGCACUGGUGUUUCCCAACCAACUCUAUGAACUGUUGUUUGAAGAGGAGCUGUCCACGACCAGCCUCUCAGUUCGGCUCUAUGGAGGAGCGCUACUGAGCUUAUCCCUCAUCAUGUGGAAUGGCCUCUACACAGCUGAGAAAAUUGUCAUCCAGUGGACCCUGCUCAGUGAAGCUUGCUACUUUGCUGUCCAAUUUUUAGUCACAUCUGUUACCCUGAUAGAGCUGGGCAUCUUGCCAAAUGCUGCCAUACUGUUGCUCCUAAGCCGAGUGCUCUUCCUGGUGGUGACCAUGUCUUUCUACUACCACCUGGGCCGCCGGGCAAAAAAGAUCUGAGCAAAUGUCCAGGAAAACAGAACCAAGACUGUUUGAGCACAGACGACAAAUACUGGAUCAAGAAGGUUUGGAGUGUGUUUGAAUUUGGACUAGGAGCAUUACUUUGGUUAUUGGAUGCGCCCCACUCCAUCAACAGGACCUAAACCUGAUACAGCCCUUGAUGUUCAGGUCGAGUGUACUUCUGAGCUGUGAGGUCAAAUCUUUUCACACACAUUCCUCGUCUGUGCAGUUUCAAGUGCUGUUGUCAUUGAAAAGUUGUGCAUUAUUAUUAUUCUUCUUAUUAUUAUUAUAAGUGUGCCAUUGCUGAUAUGUAGAGACUAGACAAAUUUUCAAUAGGUUUUAUCAUUCAGUUAGUUAUUUUUCAGAUCUAGUCAUUGUCAUUGUUUAAAUACUGCUCAUCUUAGUAUUGCUUUGAUAUGACACUCAACUCUUAUCUAGUUUCCUCUUUGCCACUACUAUUAAUGCUACUUCAUUUUGCAUCUGCACACUGCAAAUGCAUUAGAACCCCGGUGUUGACUUGCAUCUAUAUCCUCUGUUUUACGUAUAUCAAAACAAAGCGGCCAGUACAAAUCUCAUUAACGGACAUUUAAAGACAUCCUAUUUAGGGUUUUAUAAAGGAGUUUUUUUUAUCAUUGAUCAUAAAUUGUACCAAAGUGCAUAAAGUUUGUUUUGUACAAAUUAUAUACAUUAUUAUAGUAAUUAUAUUUAAUGUUAAGAUUAAGAAUGCAUAGAUAAGAGGGGCUACUUACCAGGGGCUAAAGACCAGUUACCUUAAAGUUAAUAGACUACCUUUAUUGUAAUCUCAGUGUCACAAGUAUGUUCAUGUGAAGAGCAGAACUAACUGGUUCCUAGUCAGAAAUGUAGCAGUUUUGUAGGUUUGUCAUACAUCUUUAGUGUUGCCUUAAAACUAAUUCAUGGACCAGUCACUAACACUGCAUUCUAUUUUAUGUACAUAUGUAAAUAAAUGUAUUGACCUUCAUGUGACAUUGUUGUGAACCAAAUGGGAAACUUCAGUAUUAGUUAGUAAAUUUCAGAAAUCAAUCUUUCUCUUUGUGUAUGUGGAAUCUUGUGUUUCUGAUGCAUGCAGUGUUAUAAGCCAAAAAUAUCGCUUCAGUUGAGUUAGGAUACAGUCACCAACUAGGAAUAAAUCCCAUUUUGAGGUUUUUGUUCCAUAGAUCAAAUACACAGAACAAAAACAAAUCUUUAUGUGAAUUUGGGGCAACUAUAUAAAACUUCUUCCUGCACACUGUGACUUUUCUGGAGGGUGGUCCGCCACCUGCUUGUCAACUGGGAGAUGAUAUUGGUUUGUCUAAAAAGUUCCCCAGUAUAGCAUUAAAUGUAUCCAUCUUUCAACUUAGGUAAACUUAAUCUGUGGAGAAGCAGAUUGCAUGUUUGUCAUUGUAAUUUUUAGCUUUAAAAACACCUGUAAUUGGAAAAAAUAGAGGCAUCUCCAGGCAUCUCCAUGGAGGCACUUGGAUAGCAGACCCCCUACCACACUACCAGAGAAAUUGCGUAGUGUUCCUUUAAGCAAAAGAACAUUGUUACAACUUUAAAAAGUAGGUUGGACAGCCUCCUUUAAAGGUGGUCAUGCUUGAUCUAAAUCACCAUAUAGUGCCCUGCCCAAAAAGGGAGUAGUCCUGAGGUCGGGCUGAUUGUGGGUUCCUAUACCAUCCAGUGCUCCAGCAGAUGUGCUUCUUUACAUGGGUGCACUUUGAGUUAAGAUGGGUACAUGAAACACGGGUGAGGUCUCAAAUACAUAGUCAUUAUCCCUUUUACAGUGUUUAAUUACCUCCAAGUGAUACUUCAUACCCUCCGUUAGCCCAAUGCUCUGCUCUGACUUGCACAGUAAUUAUGGAUUUCAUGAAAAUGUCCUUGUUUCUGUCAAUACUAGGUCUCCAAUCAUCAGGCAUGUGAACUGUUUGAAGCUAGGAGGUUAUUUUAGGAGAGGAGGGCCGAUGCAGACCAGUGGCUUGUUCAUUCACUCUGCCCCCUGACGUAGAUGGUAAAUAUUGCUUUGCAACUUGUAUCUUCAUAAUGUUGACCAAUGGUAAAUGGAGGUAUUUAUUCUUUGUUAAAUAUCUGUUUGAUUUGUACUGUUGCUUAUAGAAAAGCAGGUAAACUACUUCAAGUUGUAGCAUUGUGUGUUGUGUAUAUAUGUGCAAUAUUGUACCUCAAAGAUGAAUUGUGAUUUCCACCAUUUAGUAAAAUAAAGAACACUAUUGUUUA